Messenger RNA from Caenorhabditis elegans, 2970 nucleotides. NCBI's taxonomy places the organism in Eukaryota, Metazoa, Nematoda, Chromadorea, Rhabditida, Rhabditidae. The record is from the annotation of a RefSeq genome assembly.
AUGGCCGUACAAGGCGAUUGGAUUGGCUCUCGAAGUGAUUCCGCGGACAUUGAUUUUGGAGUCGAUGGAACCACUGGAGACUUGGUUGACAUGAACAAACUCGAAAUCUGGGAUCCGCUUGCCGUCCGCAUUCAAGUUCUCAAGACAGCCAUCGAAACAUUGGUAAAAUUGAAAUUGUUGAAGCUACGACGGAGCAGAGAAAUGAGCUUGCUGAAAGUGCGAAGAAAUCGAUGGACAAGAACAUCGGAAGAAGGAUGGAAGCAUAAGGUGGCUUCAAAUGUAAAGAUGAUUGAAAAUCACAGGCUAAGGCACAAUUUUCAAACAUACAUGAAAAAGCACACAGUAGAGAAGGAGUUGCUCAUGUAUUGUUUACGAUGAGGAAGAAAUUCAAAAAAUCAUGGAGAAAGGACUUUGUGUGAAUAGUGAUGGAAUUAGUGAUAUUGGAGAUCCACGACAAGGAGUUUUACUUUAUCCAUCUCCUGCUACUGCGUUUUCUGGACGUUUUCUAUACCGAAAUGUUCCUAUCAAAGUUAUGGUAUUCCGAGCCACAAAUGCUGGAAAGCGACACGAGGUUCCAUUGUCCUCGGGACAAGUAGCUCCGUCAAAAUCAAAAAAAAAACCAUAAUUGCCAUGUAAUGUUGACAACGGAAACCAAUUCUGCUAAAUUUCACCGUUUCAUACUUGAGCAUUCUCUAGCGGGUGUCUAUUACUACGAGUAUUUGUCGAACAUGAGGGAUGUCUAUGAGAUUCCGUCCAUGAUCUUGCCACAUGCGAUUAUCACUCACGAGUUACAAGAGAACGCCCUUCCAAACAGCCAGAAGGCUUUUAAUAAGAUCAACCGAACCUUUCUCAACUUCCGAAAAACGGAGGAAUGCAAGAAUACUCUGGCGGUACCAUCAAUUUUAAAUUGCACGAAAGCAACCCCAACUAUCUACAGCAUCAAUGAUCUCAAUACAUUCCCAGAGUUUCUGGCAUUAAGAUCUCCCGAAUACUUCGGUAAACUUCUCACGUAAGAUGGAACGACGAAGAUAGUACCGGAAAUGAGAGAAAGCAUCUAUGUUUCGUCAAGGAAUUCACUAAUGAUACUGUCCCACACCACGAUCACGAUCCUUCAAAAUUUGAAACAGGAGGAGAUUGAAAAAAGACAACAAGGACAAGAUGAAGUUGUACAACCAAGGAACUGACGAUAUAUUUAAACAAGCGAUUUCUCGAACUAAUGCAAACAGAAAGUGUCGAAAGGGAAUCCUCACAGUCACCACAGCUUUAUGAUCCCAAGAUAACUCCUCAUUCUGCGAGUAUUUCGACGAAUAUUCCUGGUUCUCCAACCUCGCUUCAAUGGUUCGCCUUCAAGCUUUAUCCUUCCUUCAAUUUAUCUUGCACCUCCCCCCGGUGUUUCAACUUCCUUCGCGCGUUCCCGUACCAAUCAUUCGUCCUCCAAACGAUCUUCAAUCUAUCGAGCCGAAGGUUCCAUUGAAGCCCAACUUCAGCACCUCCAUUACCGGCUCCACCACCUACUACCAUUUCGACCACUUCUGUCAUUGCUGGUCCAGUUGCUGCAGAAGCAACCUCGACUACAUUACUUUCUUUAGAAGAAAUAAGGGAAGCUGAAAUGGAUAUUGAAACCAAUGAUGAAGAUGACUCUAGAAUUGAAAAAAAAAACCUGCACCAAAGGAAGAAGAAAAUGAUAUUUUGAGAAUGGUUUUCACUCCAUCUCAGCCAACAUUAUUGCAAUCUAGUUUGGAAUCUCUAAAAAAUUCUCACUGAUGGUCUCACUGAUGGAGUUGCUGCAGAAAAAAGAAAAGAUGAAUCCAAUUGUAGGCACCACUUCCUUGCCAGAAUUGAAUACAGAUUCAGCUCCACAAAGUUCUCAAAUCAAGUUUACGGUGAGCAAACCAAAAUCAACGGCAAAUACAAAUGUGCUAAUAGAAGACGAUGAUGAUAAUGUUGAAAAGGUUAUCGAUGAAUCUACAAAAGCAGGAUGUUUGCAAGACGUUGACUAUAGAACCAGUGCACCGAAAGAUCGCGAUGACCGUCCGAAAGAUAUUUAAAGGAUUAAAGGAUUAAAGGACGAUCCGUUCUUCAAGUGCUAUGCACUGCGGAUCUGGGAUUCAGCAUAUGGCCUGACGAAGAAAUGAAGAAACGGUUAACUGCGCAGUUUCAUGGCAAACUACGUGCACAUGGAAAAGAAAUCGAGGAUAAAGUUAAAAGUUAUCAUGAUGUGCAGAUGUCGGAACCUAACUCGGAUCAUCCGUCUCAGAUAAAAAUACAGCCGCCAGUAGCUCCUCCUGGAAUUUCAAAUCUAAAUCGUCCUGGAAAUAAUUAUCCAGGUCCCUCUCAGUCAUUCCGUCCAAUUCAGCAAUUCAAUCCGAAUUUCAACCACAAAGUCCUCCAUUCCAAUUUGGAUUCAAUCCACGUGGACGUGGAAGAGGAAACUUCAAUAAUCGCGGAGGUCAUAAUUAUAACAUGGGACACGGUCGGUAUGGAAAUAACUUCUUUAAUCAAUCAAUGCCAGCAUGGAUGACCACCUUGAGGCCACUUAUCGAUCAUGAUGUGGAGAGCCUAUGCAUCUUAAUCGAUCCAGAGUUGGGUACGACAAUAUGAAAAUGAAUUAACUGAAUUCAUUGUUCACUGAAAUGCACAACCUGAAGAAAUUAAUGAAGCCCAAUGAAGGCCACGUGUCCAAUCAACUAUUUAUCUGCACAAUAUGGCUUUUCAAAAUAUGAAGAACAUUAAGAACACGAUCAUGCACAAGUACUUCAAAACUUUUAAUGAUUUUAUCAGAUGUCAUCCACCAUUGGUCGAGGUACUACCACUUCAUUUUUGUGACAGAGGCGCCACAGGCUCGGGACUGGCGAAUUGCAUUGCAGGAGUCAAGCAUGUUGGCGCAAUACACGCUAUUUUCUUGACCCAAAAUCACAAACCAGAGUCUGCUAUAGUUCAAUGCAUGCUAGAAUGCGAAGUAAAGUGAUG